AUGUCGAUUGAUUGCUUAUAUCAGCGUUCUUUGUUCCAUCCCUCGUUCCUGCCUGCCAACCCGAGUUCUUCCGCUGAAUCCGUUUUGAAAAUGCCAGCUUCCUCGGGUCCCAGCAUGCCGGAUUACCAAUCGUUGGCCCCACCUUUGUUGAAGCGCCCUUCCGUGGCUUCUCCCUAUUCAUCCGCCACCUCCCCCGUCUCUCCCAUCAGCUUUGAACCAAAGAAUAACGACACCCUUUGGAUGGGAGAUCUUGAAAGCUGGAUGGAUGCUACCUUCUUGCAACAGCUUUGGGCUUCUCUUGGCGAACCCGUCAACGUGAAGGUGAUGCGUUCGAAAACUGCCUCUUCCGAUGCUUUGAUCAGCUACUGCUUUGUUCAAUUCGCUUCUUCUGCUGCUGCCGAUGUUGCUCUCAGAAAGUACAACAACACCGUCAUUCCUGGUGCUCAUUCCCUCUUUAAGCUGAAUUGGGCUACAGGUGGUGGCAUUCAUCACGCCAACUAUGUCAACAGAGAACCUGAAUACAGCAUUUUUGUUGGUGAUUUGCUUCCUACUACCCAGGAUUCCGAUCUUUUUUUUACUUUCCAUACCAUCUAUCCUUCUUGUACCUCGGCCAAGAUUAUCGUUGACCCCGUCACCGGGCUAUCCAGAAAGUAUGGCUUUGUUCGCUUUUCUAGCGAAAAGGAGCAACAACAUGCUCUUAUCCAUAUGCAAGGUUACUUGUGCCAUGGCCGUCCCUUGCGUAUAUCUGUUGCUGCACCAAAGUCUCGUGCUUCAAUAGCCGCUGAUUCUGCAUUAGGGAUUGCUUCCAAUCCCACCUCCAACAGACAACCCAAUCAGGAUUUGUGCAGCGUUGAUCCAUUGAAUACCACUGUUUUUGUUGGUGGUCUCUCCAACGACUUGGCAGAGAAGGAAUUGCAGCUCUUUUUCCAACCUUUUGGCAAAAUCUUGAACAUUAAGAUUCCUUACGGUAAGGGAUGUGGUUUUGUUCAGUUCAAUGACAAGUUUGCCGCCGAGCAUGCUAUUAAUGCUUUGCAAGGUGCUUUGCUUGGUUCCUCUCACAUUCGUCUUGCUUGGGGACAUAAUACACUCCCUGCUUCGGCCCUCGAGAGAGCCAGUGAUGACAGUGAUGAAGCUGCUUUUACAGCUGUUGGGUCAAAUAAUGCACCUGCUCCCGGCAAUUUGGUUGGAGCAAAUGCUAGCAACCUCAAGGGUGGUCCAGUUUCUCCUAGAAGUGCUGUUGCUGCCCAGUCUUUGCUUCCCAAUUCUAUUGUCCAUUCCUUGAAUGGAAUGGAACCUCUGAAUGUUACCCCAUUAUCCCCUCCUCCCUUGUCUCGUUCUGCUUCUAUUUCCCCCGCCUUGAGUGGUAGUGCUUCCGGUAUGACUCCUCUUUCUUCCAAUUUUUCUCAUAACGGUGGACAGCAAGUACCUUCCUCGGUUUUGCAUGCUGCCAGUAUGAAUACUACACCAAAGCCUCAGGCUAACGUGAAGCUUCCUGAAUGGCUGCAAUCAUAUGCCGGGGAAAAUCAAUCCUCUGCUGGAAGUCAAGACAUUUUGGCCUCUCGAAUGUCGUCUUUGAAAUUGAUGGACGAUGAAGCGUUUGGUUACCCUGCCGCUUCUAUUGGCCGUUCUAAUUCUUGGUAUCCCUUUGGCAAGGAACGUCAGUCCUCUCUGGUAGAUGUUGCUGGCGAAAGAGAAAAGCUGGAAUCUUUAGUGGAUAGACGUUCGAUUGGAGCAGGUGCUAGUGUUAGUGCUAAAAAUCGGUUAGCCCGCCCUUAUUCCUUCGGCCCCAGUGGCUCUCAAUUUUUACAACCCACGUAUCGCCUCCCCCGUGAUGUAUGA
This is a messenger RNA of Schizosaccharomyces osmophilus, 1839 nucleotides long. It is a transcript of the gene csx1, whose product is annotated as RNA-binding protein Csx1. Gene Ontology annotation, biological process: mRNA splice site recognition. Lineage: Eukaryota; Fungi; Ascomycota; Schizosaccharomycetes; Schizosaccharomycetales; Schizosaccharomycetaceae. The record is from RefSeq and is a predicted model, not a curated record. Gene Ontology annotation, molecular function: mRNA binding. The transcript has a single exon. Gene Ontology annotation, cellular component: cytosol. Bases 1 to 1839 code for a protein of 612 amino acids.